CACAAAAUUUAGAUUUAAGAAAUAUAUCCAAAAAUAGUGUAAAAUUUAGAAAUAGUCUUGGAAAGUACCUGCUACAAAUCUGUUACACUUAGCAUAUUUAAGAAAAAUUUAAAUUUCUGGAAGCAUAAAAUUAACUCCUAUGUAUAUUUCUUAACCUUUAUUCAUUAUCAAUAUCAAUCAAGCGAAAUGAAUUUGAAACGAUCGAAAUUUCUAACUAAAAUACAAUAUUUGCGAAAAAUUUCAAAAGAAAAGGUACGUCGACAAAAUGUCGCUCGGUUCGCUGUAGAGUUAAACGAUGUUUUACAUGAAAAACAUGGAAUCAUUCAAAUAAGCGAUCUAGAUCAGUGUAGAAUAACUAGUACUCACCAAAUUGAUCCCGACAAGGAUGUGGUAGAAGAAGAGAAGCCCAUAGAUAUUGAUGGAAACGGACUAAUACAGCUUAACAAUGUUUGUUUUCAUUUGAAAUGUACACCACAAAAGCCACCACAUAAAGAGGAAGGGCCUACGAUAUCGAGUGUUAAAGCCAGUAUAUGUGUAUCGAAUUCGCGAUAUCAUGUAAUAAGCAGAGCUGCAAAACAAAUAGGUUAUAAAGUAGUUAGAGAAGAUAAACUUUGGAAUGUAAUUUGGAUGGAUUCUGUACCAGGCGUAGAAGUUUAUAAAAGCAUGAAACGCUUCCAACAAAUCAAUCAUUUUCCGGGUAUGAUGGAAAUUUGUCGUAAAGAUUUACUAUCACGCAAUUUAAAUCGCAUGUUGAAACUUUUUCCUACUGAUUAUAAGAUAUUUCCAAAAAGUUGGAUUUUUCCAGCAGAUUAUGGGGAAGCCAUGAACUUUGCUUUAAGUCAUAAACCGCGAACCUUUAUUAUAAAGCCAGAUUGUGGUGCUCAAGGACGCGGCAUUUGGCUAACAAAUGAUUUAAAAAAUGUAAAUCCAAUAGAACGUAUGAUUUGCCAAACAUAUAUAACCAGGCCACUCCUAAUUGAUGGUUAUAAAUUUGACUUACGCAUAUAUACAUUAAUUACAUCGGUAGAUCCAUUGCGUAUAUUUGUCUAUAAUGAAGGUUUAGCGAGGUUUGCUACAAAUAAAUAUGUGGAACCAUGUGCUGAUAACAGCACCGAUCUCUUCAUGCAUCUCACAAAUUAUUCGGUCAACAGACGUAGUACACAGUAUGAGCUUUGUGAUGAUGAUGAUUGCGGUAGCAAACGUAACUUCAGUGCAAUAAACAGUUGGUUAUUGCGUAACAAUCACAGCGUCGAAAUUUUCUGGAAUAAUAUAGAUGAUAUUAUUAUAAAGACGGUGCUUACUGCUUGGCCGAUGUUAAAACAUAAUUAUCACGCCUGCUUUCCGUCUCACGAUAAGAUUCAAGGAUGUUUUGAAAUACUCGGGUUUGAUGUGUUAGUUGACUCCAAAUUGAAACCGUUCAUUUUGGAAGUAAACUCCUCACCAAGCUUCCAUACGCAUGAAGAAGUCGACAAGCAAGUAAAAAGAGCUUUAAUUCGUGAUACAUUAACACUCAUUGGCACUGUAUUGGCGGAUAAGAAAAAAAUUAUACGUGAGGAUAGAAAACGAGUAAAGCAGCGAUUAUUGAAAAAAAGGCAUGAGAAUGAAACUGCAAGAGGUGCUACUGCUUUAGUUGAAAAAAAACCUCCAGAGAAUACGGGCUGUCCAUUAAGCAUGUUAGCGCAGCAAAUAGCUUGGGAAGAGAGUCAUUUGGGAAAUUUUCGUCGUAUUAUGCCACCACAAGACACCGAUAGAGUAAAUUAUUACUGUAAAUUUUAUGCAUUGGAAAACCAGUCUUCUAUUUAUGCUGAAACUAUGGCGAGUAAAAAACGCGAAGAAGAUGCUAAAAAACUACGCCAUAAACUAGAGGAGAAACGUCAAAAAGAAUUAGACAAAUUAAGUAACAUGGAGCGCAUGAAAAUGAAAAGAGAGGAUCGACGUAGAAAAACAGUGAUGCUAUCUCGUACGGCAAAAGAAAGACAACGCUUGAAUCGGUUCAAAAUAGAAGCUCAAUGGAAACCAGGAUUCAUAUCCGAUGCAGAGGAACGAUUACGCGACACUUGGAUGAGUAUGCGUACGGAAAUGUUAAGAACCAUGAAAAUUGUCCCAUAUGUAUAUUGUGUUUUAUACAAGUCUGGAAAUCUUACGCGCACCGAUAUAUUGAAUUAUCCUGACCUUUACAAAUCUCUAGAACAUGGCAUUGAUGUAUUAUCUGACCCGCAGUAUAUGUUGGAUUAAGUAAUAUCGAUAGUUAUAUUUAGUUGAAAUUUCAAAAAUACAUAAAAUUAAACGUAUUUUAA
Molecule: messenger RNA, 2297 nt
Organism: Teleopsis dalmanni
Lineage: Eukaryota; Metazoa; Arthropoda; Insecta; Diptera; Diopsidae
Gene: TTLL6B
Product: tubulin polyglutamylase TTLL13
Exons: 6
Coding region: 187-2235 (682 amino acids)
Biological process (GO): microtubule cytoskeleton organization; protein polyglutamylation
Cellular component (GO): cilium
Molecular function (GO): tubulin-glutamic acid ligase activity; tubulin binding
Source: RefSeq, a predicted model, not a curated record